Molecule: messenger RNA, 405 nt
Organism: Dermacentor silvarum
Lineage: Eukaryota; Metazoa; Arthropoda; Arachnida; Ixodida; Ixodidae
Exons: 2
Coding region: 1-405 (134 amino acids)
Source: RefSeq, a predicted model, not a curated record
AUGAGGACUUUGGUGUUCGCCGUCGUUGUUCUUGCCCCGUUGGCCACCGCAUGGGGUGGGAACGUGGUAGGUGGUCUGGGUGGCCUGGGCGGCCUGGGCGGCCUGGGCGGCCUGGGCAGUGGUGGAGUGCUCCUCGGUGCAGCCCCUGCAGUUGGAGUGGGGGGUGUCGGCGUUGGCAGCUCUGUUGCUCUGCUGCAAGGUGGACCGGCCUUCACUAAGGCGGUGGCAGGACCGUCUUUCCUGGUCAGGACGGUGCACCACGUGAGCAAGGUCCAUGGAGGAGGCGCCAUUGUAGCCCACAGCGGCCUCGGAGGUGGCGCUGGUCUUGGUGGAGCCGCUCUCGGAGGUCUUGGCUACGGUGGACACGGAGGCCUCGGCUACGGAACUUACGUCCUCAAGGGCUGA